AUGUUACAACAAGAAACUGUUCAUCGGUGGUUCAAUUAUUUGCGUGGUUCAAAACGUAUCGAAUUUUUAUAUGGUCUAUUACAUUUGUGUGUUCCGCUUGAAUUAAGAUAUAUUGGUUCAUGUUUAGAAGAAGUAGCAAGAAAAGAUUAUUUUUAUUUACUUGAAGCUGAAACAAAAGCAAAUUCAACAUCAACAAAAUAUUUAACACACGCACAACCGAUACCCAUAACUACCUCACGUUCUACAACGAACAAUUGUGAUGCAUUAAACGAAACUAUUGCCGAUUUUAAUGAUCAACGUGAACGUGCAUUUACAAUUGUCGAUUUAGCUUUACUACAUACGGACAAUCGUGAAUGUGCUUUAAAAAUUUUUAAACGUUUAAAAUCGUGUGAUUGUAUUAAAUUGAUUGAUGAAAAAUUAGCUAAAGAAGAAAUUGAUGAAUAUAUAGCUGAUGAAUUUUUAAUUAUAUUUCAAUUAGCUGCAAAUCAUCCAGCAUUUAGUUUUGAAAUGCGUACACAAAUGUCACAAAUUCUGAAAGAAUUAGAAAAACGUUUUCGUAAUUUAAAAUUGUCAAAUGAUACAUCAAUAUCAACGACAGUAGACGAUACCAAUUCAUCAUUUUGUUCAUUAUCAAAUUCAAAUAGUUCUGGAAUACCCAAUUUACACGCAUCACCACUUUUAACCAAAGUAACUGUUGUUCAAUUUAUCGUUUCUGACACUUUCCAAUUUCAAAUUAAAGCUGAUUGGUCCGACAGUGUUUCUACACAUGUUUGGAAAACAAUAGACGAUUUGAAAACAUUUCAUUUGCACUUAACGAAUGUUGUUUAUCAAGAUGAUGCACGUUUUGAACGAUUACAUAGUAUUGCAUCAUAUUUGCGUAAUAUCAAUGGAUUAUCACAACAAAAUGGUUACAUUGAGAAAAUAAAAACAAAUAUUGAAACUUAUUUAUCAAAUCUAAUCUUUUUCUCGAGUUACAUAUCAACAAUUCAAACGUUAGCAAAAUUUUUUAAUUCUUCAUUGAAACUAAUCGAUUCUAAACAAAAAAAUACGAACAGCAACAAUAAUAACGUUAAUAUAUUUAAUGAAAAACAAUUAUCAUUUAAUUCAUCGGAAAUGACAACUGUUGUUCAACAGCGUAACAGUGAGAAUACUCAACAAAAUGAAUUGGAUAAAAAAAGUAUAAUAACACAAACAUUUACUGAAUCAAAAUCAGUUGAAACCCAGACUGAAAUUUUUGAACAAAAACUUAACUAUCAAAUUAUUAUUGAUAAUCAAGAUUAUUUAAGACGAUUUAAUCAAGAUCAACUUUUUUCAUUGACACAAGCCGAAAUGAUACAUGACGGUCUUGCUCCAGAAAUCGCUCAAGAAUUAUGUGGUAUUUUAGCCGAACUGAAACCAUUGGCUAUGUGUCAAGCAUAUUCACCAUUUAACUAUCCAAACUUUGCCACAUCGUCGCCAGUUGUACAAUCGGCACUUGAAGAUAUUUUCAAAAGUAUUGUCACUCCAAAUUCAAUGAUUCAUGCUCCUCAAUUACCUAUUCUUUUAAAUUCGCAACACAAUACAAUGGAUUUACUUGCUGAACAGUCAUCGCCGUCUAUUUUACAAACAAUCAAAACAACAGCGAAUAGGGUUGAAUCAUCAUCGGAAGAUGAUAAAGCGUUACAAAAUGAGCUUCAGGAUCCAAGAAAUGCACCACACACUGUUCCUGUCACUCCAAUCGCAUUUUCUAUUACACCCUUCAUUACACCAGGACAGCAUUUAUUACGUCAUCCAGUAAAUGGUGUUGGUCACCCAUCGAAUGGUUACCAAUCAGACCCACAAUUCCAUCAAUAUCAUCGAUAUGGAUCACAACAGCAGCAUCACAAUCAUUAUAAUGAUAAAAACCAACCAAUGCAAAGAAAAAAUUUUCGUCAUAUGAAAGAGCAACGAAAUUUUUACUGUCCUGUGCCAGUUCUCCCACCAAUGACUAUGCAACCGCCACUAAGCGGUAAUUUUUAUUCGGCACCCCCAGCUGUUUCGCAAUUUGUAACGAACAAUCGUCCCUCAUUAAGUGAUUCAACAUCAACAACACCAAAUGGAGAGCGCUAUUUGUCGCCCGCGCCAUCACCAGCUCCUAUACCGAUUUCAAGCGUAACCCAAUCAAUGCAUAUUCGUCAAAAUAAUACAGAUCUUUCGCUAGCAACGGGAUCAGCAUUGCCAUUGUCUACUACAAAAGUGAAAUCUCGUCUAAAUUCAUCUUCGUCAACGAAUAGUGCAACAACACACACAAAUCAAAUACAAACAUUAUCGUCACCGCAAUCUUCUAGUGGAAUUUCAACAACAACAAAUGAAUCUCAACCUCAAACACCAAAUCCUGUCAUGAACAGUACGUCGUCAUCCUCAUCUGCAACACUCACGAAUAACAGCCAACAACAGCAGCAGCAACAGCACCAACAACACUUCUCUCAGCAAAUGUUACAAACAUUUCUUCAUGUGUCAAAUGCACCACAAGGAGCAACGUUUUUAUUAAAUACUGAGAACGGCGUUGUUCCAGCCUUUCCAGUACCGCCAGGAAUGUAUCAAAAUCCAAAGUUCCUUGAAAUGUUAGUGCAAACUCAACAAAUGCAAUUUCCGAUGGGAGCCGCUUCACUACAACCGCCUCCAUUAGGACCGCCACAGGCUGUUUUCUCCCAGCCAAAAACUUCAAAUAAUUUCUCGUCAGAGCAUAAUCAUUAUCGUCCACAUAACAACUAUCAACAUAAUUAUUCAUCACAAAAUCAUUCGUCAUCCCAGAAUUAUUAUGAUAAUGGGUACAAAUCCCACAGUAGAGGAAAACACUGUUAUGCCUGUGGUAAAUUGGGUCACAUUAUGUACAAUUGUCCUGAUUGUUCUGAUACUUAUUCGUCGGAUUUAAAUCAUUAUGGUACGCAUCUAUGA
Didymodactylos carnosus is the source of this 2916-nucleotide messenger RNA. The record is from the annotation of a GenBank genome assembly. NCBI's taxonomy places the organism in Eukaryota, Metazoa, Rotifera, Eurotatoria, Philodinida, Philodinidae.